Alternaria burnsii is the source of this 1875-nucleotide messenger RNA. RefSeq names its product large neutral amino acids transporter small subunit 2. Gene Ontology annotation, molecular function: L-amino acid transmembrane transporter activity. Lineage: Eukaryota; Fungi; Ascomycota; Dothideomycetes; Pleosporales; Pleosporaceae. The transcript has 2 exons. The record is from RefSeq and is a predicted model, not a curated record. Gene Ontology annotation, cellular component: membrane. Gene Ontology annotation, biological process: amino acid transmembrane transport. The coding region runs from base 1 to 1875 and encodes 624 amino acids.
AUGGCCGGUCGCUAUUCCAACCUCCCACCGCCGACUCGCGAUUCACUCGAACUUGCCUCACUGGCCUCCUCUUCGCACCCCUCGCGCCGAACCUCUGAAGAAUCUUCUACCUCGGGUGCGCCUUCUUCGCGCAGACUGUCAUUUGACGAUGAGGACCCCUUGUCAGAACUGAACCCUGCUGGUCACGAUCCGAACAGACCACGGCACACUCGUUCGUACAGCGUAUCUUCGGCCUUCGACUUUGCACCCAAUCUAUUCCCUCUCUCUAGCACUGCGCAGGGAUACACAGCACUGGGCGCACCUUCGAACCCGGCCCUAGACCCGUCCAACGCGCUUAACGGCGGCUCACUAGAGAAGAACAAGAGUUUGACAUACCUUAAUGGAUUGUCAUUAGUAGUUGGGCUUAUAAUAGGAAGCGGCAUCUUCUCCUCGCCAUCACAAGUCAACAAGAAUGCUGGAUCGCCAGGCGCGUCCCUUAUUGUCUGGGUCGUGGCCGGAAUACUGGCAUGGACGGGUGCCGCGAGUUAUGCGGAGCUCGGAGGUGCUAUACCACUCAAUGGUGGUGCACAAGUCUAUUUAUCCAAGAUUUUCGGAGAAUGGGCGGGAUUCUUGUUUACGUGGUGUGCGGUCGUGGUGCUGAAACCAGGCUCAGCAGCCAUCAUUGCGAUCAUCUUUGGAGAAUAUUUAGUGCGCGCAAUAAUUGGCGCCGAAGCUGUGGACGCGAGCACAUGGUUGAACAAGGGCGUGGCUUUGGUGGGACUUGUGGCCGUCACGCUACUGAACUGUGUGUCCACCAAGCUGGGUACCAGAAGCGCCGAUGUCUUCAUGUUUCUGAAGUUCUUUGCACUUACAGGAGUCACCGUAAUCGGUAUCGUAGUUGCAGCGACCGGGCUUUCCUACAAGGGUGACGCGAAUGAAGACUGGAAGAACCGCGGCUGGUUCGAGGAUACUAGCGAAAACGUUAGCAACUGGGCUGUGGCGCUCUAUGCCGGGCUCUGGGCUUUCGAUGGUUGGGACAACGUCAACUACGUGACUGCCGAGUUCAAGAACCCGACCCGCGAUCUCCCCCGCGUCAUCCACACCUCUCUCCCACUCGUCAUACUCUGCUACAUCCUAGCCAACAUAUCCUAUUUCCUCGUACUUCCCACCUCCGUCAUCGAGUCGUCCAACACCGUCGCCGUAGCCUUUGGAUCACAAGUGUUUGGUCCCAUUGGAUCACUCAUACUCGCAUUGUUUGUCUCGGGAUCAUGUUUCGGUGCACUGAACGCAACAACAUUCACAUCUGGCCGCCUUGUUUACGCUGCUGGCAAAGAAGGUUAUCUUCCAUCUCUAUUCGGGAAUAUUGGACUGGGGAAGAAUCAUAGGGCGAUCCGCUUGCACAGCAUGAAUUCAACACAAGGGAAGAGCAAGAUCCCCAAGAAGCUAGUGAGCUGGUUUGCAGACGCUGAUGCAGGCUUCUUCUUUACGCCUAUAUCCGCCAUGGUACUCAAUGCUGUCCUGACAGCCAUUUACAUCGUUGUCGGCAGCUUCGACACUCUCGUCACCUUCUAUGGUGUAGCAGGGUACGCUUUCUAUUUUCAAACCGUACUUGGCCUCAUCAUCCUUCGCGUUCGAGAACCUGAUCUAGAACGUCCGUAUAAAACCUGGAUCACCACGCCUAUUAUCUUUUGCUGCGUUAGUCUCUUCUUGUUGAGCAGAGCCGUGUUUGCCGAGCCAUUACAGACACUACUCGUUGUAGCGUUCAUGGUGGUGGGCUUAGUGAUAUGGUUUGCAUGGGUGGGAAGGCGUAGAGGGAAGGAGCAGAACAAGUUUCGUAUGCCUGAAGAAGGUAAUGAAAAAGUGGGAUGGAAGUUCUGGCAACGUUGGAGACGAUGA